Arabidopsis thaliana (thale cress) is the source of this 1488-nucleotide messenger RNA. RefSeq names its product DNA-directed RNA polymerase subunit beta. The record is from RefSeq and is marked reviewed. NCBI's taxonomy places the organism in Eukaryota, Viridiplantae, Streptophyta, Magnoliopsida, Brassicales, Brassicaceae. The transcript has 5 exons. Bases 206 to 1171 code for a protein of 321 amino acids.
AGUGGGACCACUGAGAUAUCUCUCCAGUCUCACUUUAAUGCUUUAAUUUAAUAAUUGUGAUUUCGAAAAACGCGAGUCCAAAAAAAGAAAAUCGAGAUCGGAAACUCCGCACGGUUCCCGCCUCAACCAAAUCAAAAACCCUAAUUUCCCCACCAAUCAGAUCCUCCACAAUUAUCCCACCGACGAAUCCUAUCAAUCUCUCUAGAUGACUGAAGAUAGCAGCAAAUCAGUGUCGGAACAAACCCGACCCGUUUUGAGUGAUUUGACGAAUCUUCCAAAGAAAAGAGGGAUUUCAUCGAUUUUGGGUGAUUUGCUUGAUGAAUCUGGUAAGACCGUUGCUCAUGAAGUUUCAAAAGAGAAGUUUUCAAAGAGGUUGUGUUUAGUCGUAGAUGAUUUGGUUAAGGAAAAUGCUACACCUUUGGAUACAAUUCAAGGGUCUUGUUCGUUUGAUAAGAAUACUUCUGGUGAUGCUGUUGACAAAGAAGAGUAUCAUGAUGCUGUAAUGGAAUUCUCCAGUGGAGAUUGCAAAGCAUUGAAGGAAAGCAAGUCUAUACAGAUCUAUUUUGAACCUGGUGAUAGAGACGGUGCACGAGAGUUAAACGCAGCUGCUAAUGCGGAUCAAACCGAUGUUACUGGUGGAGAAGGCUUGGCUUUAUCUUUGUUAACUAGCGAUACCGAGAGCCGGAAUCUACUGAAGACUGGGAAGGAGUUGUCUGAUUGUCAGAAUUUGAGAUCAUUUGAAAUGAGUAGAUGCUCCAAUGUUAAGAAUAAGGAGCAUGUGAAUCUGAAUACAGGAGAUGACUUGCUUAGAUCAUGCUGUUGUUCAUUCUGUCUCACAGCUUCGUAUAUUUGGUCAGAUCUUAAUUACCAGGAUAGCAAAGGACGAUUAUCCGCCAUGAAGAAGAGUCAGAAAGCAGCUAGCAACUUGAUUCAAGGGAAUGUUAAAGAAAGAUCUACAGAUUUUCAUGCCACGGGAAACUCAGUUUCUGCAAAACAAGAAUCCAAGCUCAUGGCCCAGUGGAGGUCGCUCUUUCUUAGCAUGGGCGAUAUCCUCAGUGAAGAGAGUAGCCACCUUCAAAACAGCUUUGUGAGAAUGAAAAAAUUGCGAGACGAUUGCAAGAUGGAUUUAGAGAGAGCAAUGAAAAAACCUCAACAACACAACACCCAGUAAGUACUCUUACACAUACUGUUAUGAAUCCAACUUCUCUUUCUGGAAAUUUUUAUAAGUAUCUGGAUGCAAUGUAUAGAUGCUUAAAAUCGUAAAUGAUUAUGGAUGUGUGCAACUAUUGUUGGGGUUGUUAAGUUCUUCUAUCAAACUCCUUGCGUUCUUCAAGAAAACAGUUACUACUACACACAUGUCUCUUUGUGUUACUUUGGCAUUGAGACCGUUCUGUUUUACUUUGUGAUGACAUAGACUCAAGUAUAAGGUUGCAACUGGUGUCCGCUCGUAGUGAUAAUCUUACAAAAUUCUUGAUAAGUAACAUCUAA